Molecule: messenger RNA, 2846 nt
Organism: Lytechinus pictus (painted urchin)
Lineage: Eukaryota; Metazoa; Echinodermata; Echinoidea; Temnopleuroida; Toxopneustidae
Exons: 1
Coding region: 81-626 (181 amino acids)
Source: RefSeq, a predicted model, not a curated record
GCGAAGGACAACAGCCGCCCAGCUGCCCAACAUUUUGACAAUCAUCGGAUCCAAUUAGAUCAGCUGACUUGUUUUCAACCAUGCCGAGCCUGAGCACGCAAUCGAGCAAGUCGUCUCUGUCAUGGCCCGGGCAUCCCAUGGCAGCGGGAAGCUACAUGCUCCAGGCGGCCCAGGAGCCCAUCCUCGUAACUCACACCAACUUCCAGGCGGCGGCCCCGCCCACCCGAUCAUGUAGUGCAAACAGCGACCGAGCCCAGUCACCAGCGACUCACCGCACCUUUAAAGCCGCCACGCCCACAACCACCACUCCCGCCUCAACCAAAUCCACCCCCAGCAACUCACAUUACAGGUGCAUCUGCACUAUCGCGAUCCUCUGCUCACUCCUCGCGCUGUGCCUACUCAUUGCCGGCUUGGUAUUCCUGCUCGAUGGUGUCGCGUCGACGUCGAGAACCGUCGGCAUUGUCCUCAUCGUCGCCGCCACCUUAGUGACAAUCGGCACCAUGGUCUUGUGGAGGUAUACCUGUCUGCGGCGUAAAAUAGUUCAGGAAGGACAACAGGCCGUCACUUUAAAGUCUGUGAAAUCGAACACCAGUUCGUCGUACGUACCACAAGAAAUAUAUAUUUAGGUUAUGAUCUGAUCUAAACUGUUUUCAACAAACUUUGAAUUCCCUAAAAACGCAUUCUGUUGAUUUUAAGUGGUUAAUUGGGGAGAAAUGUGACAAUGUGACGUGAAUCUAGUCUGCAUCAUCUGUUAUUCAUGUAUUUCUAUUUUGAGAUACUUUAUUAUUGCAUGUUAGAGGCCAUAUUUUAGUUAGUUUAAAUUCCAAUAAAGGUUGUCUCCUGUUCUGUCUAAGAGACAGAGGCGGAUGCGACAGCCCUUUUAUUUACUUUAAAAAAUCAAGCUGGGGGAGGGGGCAGGGUAGAAAAAAGGGAUGCCUGGGUCUUGUAACUCUUGAAUGUUCCUAUUAUUUUAAAACAAAGAACACCUUCAGCUCGUACGGACACCUACAAAAAACCUGGUCUCGCCUUAGCAAAUGCUUCUAAAUCAUUGAUCAACCCAUGAGCGGAACAAAUCAUUUUUUACAUGUCUUGUACAUUUGUCUUGUAUCAUUUUGUACUUCUUGUUUUUAACAAAAUAUUGGCAAUUGCCAGUGAAGUUCUAAUAAAUUCAAUUCAAUUCAAUUCAAUUCAUGUCUCAAUCACAUAUCCACUAAAGAUACCGACAAAUUCCAUUUGGAAGUAAAAUAUUCACGUUUAAAAUCGUUAUAAAGCCAUUCCACUCGACCGUAAUACUUAUCAAGGAGCGUUGAUCAAGUAAUUGCAAGCCCGCUGCAUCUAAUAGUAUACCGCAAUCGGGAAUAAAUUCGUAGGGCCUAUAGAUGCGGAUUUGACUGCCCUUAGUUAAAGAAAAGGGUUGAAACGUGAUAAUAUCUUUUAAAAGGUUAUAUCAAAUUUUUUUCUGAAAAUUAGAUUUUCCAUUUUAAAUUGUCAGAAUUUAGUCUCGCUCGCGUCUUUUCAAAAUGUUGCCACCAACGCCAUUUUCAGCCCCCUUGAGGUUUGUUGGUCCAUUACGUCACUGAUUGUGAUUUGGAUGGCGUAUCGUAUUACGCUCCAUCUAAAAAUGCUUUUAGCUAUCAAUUUCGUCCUAUGAUGGCGAGUAAUAUCAUUAGUACAUUAAAUAUAGAAAUGAAUUUAUCCAUAAAACGGUCGUUGCGUAUUCAAACCUUAAAUAAUAUAUAAAUGCCAAUCCUUUGUCAUUUUAUUAGUCCAUAGGAUUGAGAGUUUCGUGAGGUCAUUUUCAUUUCCUAUUGCGAGGGGUAUACACUCUCAUUAAUGUUUUAACCAACCUUUAAGUGGGUUAAAACAAGAAUCUAUCAACUGUUGGUUAUAAAGAAAUUGUAUGUAAAUGCGUUGUGCAUUUUAACCAACAGUUGUUGGUCGGUUCAUAUUUUUUUUACCAACUUUAUGGGGUUGGUUAACAAAAUGUCCCGAGAGUGUCAUGGCUACAGUCACACGGACCAAGCCGACUCCAGGCCGAUCAUGCCGAUAGAAAGAAUACACAUUAUUUUGAAUGGCAUGCCAUCGGUCGAUUUGGAUUUCGUUUGUUGGUGUGUCUGCGACAUUUAUAAUGUACUGGAAUAGAAUUACAGCUCGAGACACAAAGUACUAUGAUCCUGUAUCACCAUGAUCCCCCCUCCCCCUAACAUCCGACCAAGAAAAGGGGGGUGAUUAAGGAACGGGGGGGAUAUCAUAUUUUUUAAAGUGCAUAAUGUAAAAAUAUAUUAUAAAAUAAAAUGUGAUAUUUGUAUUGAAAAGGUAAAACAAAAAUUACUCACUCGAAGCUAAUCAUAGUAUUUCUAAUACCAUGACAUCGGUCGGUCUGGAGACGAUUUCUAUGGUGUAAUCGUAACAUUACUUAUAUACCAACAACAUCUACUUGAAAAAAAAAAGGUUACCAUAUCUGAUGACCUAAUGCUUAAACAAUCCAGAUGUAGGACUUAAAGUCAAAAGUCUGCAUGUCGAUUUGAUUAUCUUAUACAUGUGCUGUAUUUUUUGACAAUUAAUUGCUGUAAAAUACAUUAAAAAAGUAAUAUGUAUUUAUACCUUGGAUAUGUUUGUUGAGUUUGAAGAAAAAAGAUAAUAUGACAUUCUUUAAAUUGGUUUUUAAGAUUCUUCGCUGCAUUGAUUCUUGAUUAUUAAGCCCCAUUCAAGUUGUAAAUCAUUUCUUGUCUUUAAAUGCAUUAAAUGAUCAUUCUUUUGUAAAAUUUAAUUCUACUGUCUGAGUGUACACAAAUCAUUGUAGAUUGAACUCUGUUUUUUUUUUAAUAUUAAAUAAGCUCUUUUUA